UUUUUUUUUAAUCCAUAUCUCCAUGAAAAAUAAAAUAUGAUGUUUCAAGUAACAAUCACCAAAUGAAAAGCUAAACAAAUCCCAUACUUUCAAGAAUACAUCCAAGUUAGGAGACUAAAAAAACAUAUAUAAUAUUCAUUUACCAACAAAAGCUAAACCCAGUCUUCCUCAAGAGAUAAACAUAAAUCACUUAAGCUUUCAUUAUCUUUGCUUAAAGGGUCCAGUCCACAUCAGCACAAUUGGUGUGGAGAGAUGUGAUUCUCCAGGAAACCGCGUUUGUCCACACCGUUAGGCAUCCAUUUUAAACACCAUGAAUUCAUGUGUUGGUGUUGUAGAGAAAGAAUCACUUGGAGCUGGAGCUGGAGCUUCUUUCAUUGGCUUCCUUUUUCUUGACAGCCUUCACUGAAGAAUGUCUUCUUACUCUCCUUUAUUAUCAUCAAAUUCAAAUUCUUCGGACAAUGACCAACACGAUGAUAUGGAUUUCGUGAUAGAAGACUACCUGAACUUUACUGGAGACGAUGAAGAGAACGGAUGCGUAUUGCCAUCUCCAGAGCUCCACCAGAAACCUUUGCUCCGAGCAAACACUGCUCCUGUUCAUGCAACCUACACUUUUAAUUCUACCAAGGAUUUGGUAAACAAUACAGCAUCAAGAGGAGGAAGGAUGAAAAUGGCAUUCAAGACCAAAUCAGAACAUGAGAUAUUAGAUGAUGGAUACAAAUGGAGAAAAUACGGGAAGAAGAUGGUGAAGGACAGCCCAAAUCCAAGGAAUUACUAUAGAUGCUCGUACACUGGAUGCGAUGUGAAGAAGAGAGUAGAGAGACUGAGAGAAGAUCCGAGCUAUGUGAUAACAACAUAUGAAGGUGUUCAUAACCAUCUAGCUCCUUCAGCUUCUACAGUUAAACAAAUUCAGAGUUCGUAUUCACUACCAGCUCAUGGCUUCUCUACAUGAAGACUAUCAGAAGAAAUUUCAGUCUACUGUCCGUAAUUCAUUGUAUCAUGAUGUAGAGAUGGAUCACUAGAUCAUUAAUUUUAGUGUAUUUCUGUGUUGAUAGAGUUUGUUGUUGUCAUCCAGGCUUUUCUCACUGAGAAAUAAAGCAUGGAUGUUCAUAAUAAAUAAAAGGCACUUACGUAACUGAAACGAAGUUUAUUUUCAGAGACAAAUCAGAGAAACUUUUAAUGCAUGUGCAAUAAAAUGAAGAUGAUCGAUCAUA
Messenger RNA from Dioscorea cayenensis subsp. rotundata (Guinea yam), 1211 nucleotides. RefSeq names its product probable WRKY transcription factor 75. Gene Ontology annotation, biological process: regulation of DNA-templated transcription. The transcript is spliced from 3 exons. Bases 410 to 949 code for a protein of 179 amino acids. Gene Ontology annotation, molecular function: DNA-binding transcription factor activity; sequence-specific DNA binding. The record is from RefSeq and is a predicted model, not a curated record. Lineage: Eukaryota; Viridiplantae; Streptophyta; Magnoliopsida; Dioscoreales; Dioscoreaceae.